CAUCCAUCCUAAAUCUAAUUAAUUAAUUUCAUCCAUUUUGCUUCUUCUUCUUGUUCGAUCAUCAUCAUCAUGGAAUUAGACUUGUUAUGCGAACUGGGAGAAGAAGUAAACGAGCAGGGUCUGCCACCCGGAUUCAGGUUUCAUCCCACCGAUGAAGAGCUCAUUACCUUUUACCUUUCUUCCAAGGUCUUCUUCAAUGCCUCCUCCUCUUCCAUCCUUCCCACUAUCACCGAGGUUGAUCUCAACCGCUGCGAGCCAUGGGACCUUCCAGAGGCGGCGAGAACAGGGGAGAGAGAAUGGUAUCUGUUCAGCUUGAGAGACAGAAAGUACCCUACAGGGCUGAGGACCAACAGGGCCACCGGAGCUGGCUACUGGAAGGCCACCGGGAAAGAUAAAGAGGUCUACUCUUCUUCAAAUAACAGCAACCACCGUCUCAUGAUUGGAAUGAAGAAGACACUCGUCUUUUACAAAGGAAGGGCUCCCCGCGGCGAUAAGACUCGCUGGGUCAUGCACGAGUUCCGCCUCGACGGCCACCUCCUCUCUUCUUCCCGCCACCACCCAUUCACAGAAGAAUGGGUGAUAUGCAAAGUCUAUCACAAACUUGGGGGGGACAAAACUAAAAACCCUCUUCUCCUACCACCACCCCAAACCAACUACCUCUUUGACAGGAUGCUUUCUUCUUCCUCCAACAAUAAUCACUUUCCUCCAUUAAUGGACGCCAUAACCUCUUCAAACUCAGCUAAUCUACCAUUUCAUCACUACCCUCAAGAAGAAACAUUUCAUCUCAACAAACUAAUUAGAUCCCUUAACCCUCCAUCAUUACCAGACCCAUUUAAUUCCUUCCUAAUGAAUAAUAAUAAUAAUAAUGACAUCCAACUACCACCGGCAGUUCCCACUUCCUCCUCCACCUGUUCUGGCAACAACAACAACAACAACAACAGAAUAGUAGACAGACAAACCAACAACUGCAUGUCACAUCAACAAGAUCUUCUUCAUCAACCCACUAUUAAUACUACUGUUCCUAAACAGUUCAAGACAGAAACCAACUGCUUCACUUCCGGCCAGCUAAUGAUGAACGAUCCUUACUACGGCCAGCUCUUUGGCCAGAAUGAUUUGGGUUUUAUGUCUCCGGAUAAUUAUGCUUAUGAUGUUGCCCUAAGAAAGAACUGGCCUCAUUUUAUCUAGAUCGAAAUCAGUAUAAUAAUUAAGCUAGAAUUAGCAUGCAUGUUAUAAUUAGUAUAUUCGAGCUGUAUGACC
This is a messenger RNA of Impatiens glandulifera, 1257 nucleotides long. Its product is annotated as protein CUP-SHAPED COTYLEDON 3. NCBI's taxonomy places the organism in Eukaryota, Viridiplantae, Streptophyta, Magnoliopsida, Ericales, Balsaminaceae. The record is from RefSeq and is a predicted model, not a curated record. The transcript has 3 exons. Bases 70 to 1185 code for a protein of 371 amino acids. Gene Ontology annotation, biological process: regulation of DNA-templated transcription. Gene Ontology annotation, molecular function: DNA binding.